Molecule: messenger RNA, 3094 nt
Organism: Asterias rubens (European starfish)
Lineage: Eukaryota; Metazoa; Echinodermata; Asteroidea; Forcipulatida; Asteriidae
Product: LIM domain-binding protein 2-like
Exons: 11
Coding region: 636-1871 (411 amino acids)
Biological process (GO): positive regulation of transcription by RNA polymerase II; negative regulation of transcription by RNA polymerase II; nervous system development
Cellular component (GO): transcription regulator complex; nucleus
Molecular function (GO): LIM domain binding
Source: RefSeq, a predicted model, not a curated record
ACCGCUGCACAAGAAAUUAGGAUUCAAUAUGGCCGCUGCGUGUUGAUCGGACAAAAAGACGAGCUGGGUUCUUCAAGUAACCAGCCUGCACAGACUGUACCUCUGAGAAAUGGUCGAAGGUUCUGUCGGAAAGUUGAAAGACUCACAACUCUAGCUCGAGAGAGACCCCGAACUGAACAAGAUCGAGAUCCAGUGGGUGAUCACUGUAAAACUGUCUUGAACAUCGGUACAUCACAGAUCACUUUAUUAGUAGCGAGUUCCUGGAGUGGAUAAGAAACAGAGCUGCUGUCCUCGCUACUUGUGGCUUACUCAGGGAGCUGACGAGGCUGUUUGAGGGAAGGCUCAAAGCCCUUUCAUCAUCUCUUGACUCUCCUCCUCACUAGCUAGUAGAUUCCCGAUUAAAAGAGCCCGUUGUAGCCCUCUGCAGUUUCUUCAAACUUUUCCAGACUUCUGAGCUGUGAGAGGCUUCUACGAAGAUUUCUGUCGGAGGACCAACGCUUGCCCCCCGCCCCGCUUGUCUCCCGCAAACCUUUUGUGUUUCACUGUGUUUUGCGUAGCGGUGGGCGGUGCCUCAAGGAAUCCUGGACGGCCCAGGGGAAAGGCCGCGGUUCCCCUUCGGCGCGCCACCACCGGGAAUGCCGGUCCCUAUGGAUGGACGAGAGCACGGCUACAUGCCGAGGCAUACACCGUUUGUCAGCCAGCCGGACUACCGAAUCUAUGAGCUGAAUAAGAGACUACAGCAACGGUCAGAGGAGAGUGACAACCUUUGGUGGGAUGCAUUCGCGACAGAGUUUUUCGAAGACGAUGCCAGCCUCACGUUAUCAUUCUGUUUGGAAGACGGACCCAAAAGAUAUGCUAUUGGCCGGACGCUCAUUCCGAGAUACUUCCGCACGGUCUUCGAGGGAGGAGUAACAGAUCUGUAUUAUCUCCUCAAACAUCCCAAGGAGUCGUUCCACAACACCACCAUCACGCUAGACUGCGAUCAGACUACGAUGGUCACACAUCACGGAAAACCAAUGUUCACAAAGGUCUGCACAGAAGGCCGGCUUGUCGUGGAGUUCACUUUUGACGACCUGAUGCGCAUCAGGUCGUGGCAUUUCGCUAUUCGUCAACAUAGAGAACUAAUCCCCAGGAGUGUAGUGGCCAUGCAGUAUCACUCCCAGGACCCUGCAAUGAUGGAGCAACUCUCAAAGAACAUCACCAGACAAGGACUCACCAACGUUACACUCAACUAUCUCAGGCUGUGUGUGAUUUUGGAGCCCAUGCAGGAGCUGAUGUCGCGUCACAAGGCCUACACCCUCAGCCCCAGGGAUUGUUUGACAGCAACUCUCUUCCAGAAAUGGCGACGAAUGGUGACACCCCCAGCAGAACCCAAUAGAACACAGACCAAGCGUCGGAAGCGUAAAUCCUCCAACAGCAUGCCCCCUGGAGGCGGGAAUGGUCUACCGUCCGGUGGCUCCAAGAAGAAAUCCUCUCCCGGUAGCUACACAAUAUCCACCACACCUGAGGGUGUACCCACACGAAACGGGCCGGCGGGCCGACACAAGAGCAAAAGAAACCGUCCAAGCUCACCACAGCCCGUCCCCAUGCCUCCGUGGAUCCACGAGUCCGUUGCCGAGGACGUGAUGGUCGUUGGCGAGCCGUCCCUGAUGGGCGGAGAGUUUGGCGACGAGGAUGAGAGGUUGAUCACCCGGCUGGAGAACCAGCAGUUUGACUCCAACAACGGCAUGGAGAUGGAGGAGGAGUUUGAAUCCGGGUCCAGCAAGCGGCCCCCGUCAUCCGGCGGGCCUGGUCCAUGGACACCAGGGGACGUCAAACCACCUGUUUCACAGGGGCAAGAUGACAAAGCCUCGUCGUCCAAUUCAAACUGAUCAACACCCUCCUGAAAAAUAUGUCUGAAAAAAAUAAAACAAACUCAUUUUGUAUCCUUGAUGACGCAUCUCAGUUGUUUGAGAAGAAAGGUUUUGUCACCCAGUGGUUUCCCCCCAAAUCUGGGUACCAGUUACACCCUCAUUGGGAUCAGAGGGUACCAAUUGGGGUAUUCCAAUCUGGAUAGUAUGGGUGUGAUAGAUACCCAUAUACGAAUCAACGCAUAUGUUUUUUUAAAUUAUAUAAUACUAUCCUGCAGUGAGUAUUUUAUACAGCAGCCCUGGAUGAGUAUCUCUGAGUUAGGAGAAAGAAAUAGUUGUCUCAGUGAAGAGCUUCCUAGUUAGGGAAGGGACUAGAAUGAGCUUUGUUCAGAACCUCAGACAAGUUGCAGUCACUCAUCUCUCAGGACCUUUCCCUUUGAGUCAGUUCAGUAUCAAUAACCCUAAUGGACAGUGGCUCUUUUGUAUCAAUCUGCGAUGCAUUUUGUGCGCACUUGUUCAUCGGAUUUGUCCACAGAGUGUUGGUAUCCAGUUCCUGCAUGCAUUUUGUAUAGUAUACUUAGAUUUUUGUAUAAAAGCCACCGGACUAUGUUUAACUUUAGUCCACUCAUGAGUUUUGUAUCAAAAGAAAUAAAAUGGCAGGAUUUUUUGUUUUCCAAGGGGGAGAAGGUACUGUACAUGCGGAACCAAAGCCAAUGCAGCAUUGAAGCAUGGAAUGCCUCCCCUGUUGAUUAGCUUGCUUUCGUAUGGCGGGAGAUAAGUCAGGUUUCCUUCCUCCAUGUAGACUGGUCCCCUGUCCUUGGGAUAAGGACAGGUAUUGGUGUUCAUGUAUACACAUGUAGGUCGGAUUCAAUUACGAACCUCUAGAACAAUGAAGGCCAUGUCAAAUGAUGUGAGGUCAAAGGUGAAUAAGGACAUGGGCUCAAUGGAUAAAUUUGUGGCGUAAUUCAUGAACCUCGACGUGUGGUGUAUAAUGUUCAGGCUAUCCUCUAUGUAGCCUGAACAUCUGAUCUCACGCUUGUGAAUCACGCCCAUAGAGUUAUAUAUAAGAACUAGAGGGCGUACUGGUGAUGCUUCUUGCACAAACGCGACGAGACCGCAAGGAGACACGCGCGCCAUUCUGCACGUGCGUUGAAUAUGAUGUUCACGUUGGAAUUUGUGUUUAUUGAACGCUGACGCGAUGCUGUUUUGUCAACUUACAAAAUGGGCGCACAAACACACGCUGU